AUGAGCAUUCCCCCGCCAACAGCUCAAGCACCGGUGCCCCCCAUACCCCCCCUCUUCCCUUCCCUUUCCUCUGCCCCAGGAGCUGUUCCCAGCGUGAGCCUGCCUUUUACCACGCACGCUCUAAUGCCCGCCAUUCCACCUCUCCUCCCUUCCCUUUCCUCAGCCCCAGGAGCCGUUCCCAGCGUGAGCCUGCCCCUUACCACGCACGCUCCAACGCCCGCUAUUCCCCCUCUUUUCCCUCCUUUUUCUUCCUUCCCACAAAAUGCCCACAGCGCGAGCAUGCCCCCGCCAGCAGUCCCGGCAGCCCUCUUUCCUCCUCAGACCCGCUCCCCCUUCUCACUAGCCUCAGCCACGCCCCUUCCAGCCCCUCCAAACGCUCUUGCACUGGAACCGCCCCCCGUACCCAACUCCAUCAGGACCCAAAUUCUGGCAGGUGCAGACGUAGAUCUUUUUCUCUGCUUUCUCCUAUUUCUCCCUCACCCGCCGAUCGCCAAAUCAACUGCGGCGACUUCUCAGAGACGCGAGCUCAGCGACUAUCUCACAAUAGUCGCCGAGCUCGCGCUGUCAUACGGAGGUUCCCACUUUUAUACCUACCAUAAACUGUUCGCGGCCAAAUGUGCCAUCCGUGUAGCCCAGUGGAACCAGUGUCCUUACUGGGGGGCUUUGGACACUGAGCUCCAUAACAGAGUGUUCCUGGGCUGCCGCAACAUCUCCUGUGCAGUCUGCCGUUCUUUUUCCCACCCCACCAUCUCAUGCCCUUUCAUCAAUCCAUCCAUUCCUCCCUGCCCCGAACCAUCCCAACCCAAAUCCACUAGCUACGUCCCGCGCCUCAUGGGUACUCCAGCCACCCCCACUCCCACAUUUCGCCGCCGCCUACCUUCCACCGUCAGCCAGGUCUGCGCCAGCUUUAACAGCGGCAGGUGCACGAGACAGCGCUGCCAGUUCAUGCACGUGUGCAACUUUUGCGGCGGGGCUCAUGCCCGUCUGAUUUGUCCAGUACAAAAAGCUGCAAAUAAAAAUUCAAAAAAAUACUUAUCGACCCCUGUGAAUAUUUCUCGUCUGUCUGUAGAAUUGCUUCACCACCCUGACUCUCUUUUUACAGAUUAUGUUCUUUCAGGUCUUGCACACGGCUUCCACCCCGGUGUCGUAAGUCUCCCCUCCCAAAGUCUCAUCUGCCCAAAUCUCCACUCCGCUCUCACCGAACCCGAAAUAGUCGACCUCCUCGUCAAAAAAGAAAUAGACGCAAAUUUCAUGAUCGGCCCCUAUGCCGUCCCUCCCUUCCCCAUUUUCCGGGUCAGCCCCAUUGGUGUAGCCACUAGGAAAUUCUCAGGCAAAAAACGCCUCAUAAUCGAUCUCUCUUCCCCACAUAAUUCCCCGUUCCCGAGCAUUAACAGUCUCAUCCCGCUUGAAGAAUUCUCUCUUCACUAUCACGACGUUGACCAAGCCAUCACCCUGAUUAAAGAUGCAGGCCGUGGCGCUUGGCUGGCAAAAGUCGACAUUACUUCCGCCUUUAAAGUUAUGCCCAUCCACCCAGAUUUUUGGCACUUAUUCGGCAUCCGCUGGAAGAACGAAUUCUACUUCGCUGUCCGCCUCACUUUCGGCUGCCGAAGCAGCCCUAAAAUUUUCGACACGUUGUCAGAGGCAAUUUGCUGGAUCCUCUCCAACAAUUACAACAUUCCCUACCUGAUCCACCUUCUAGACGAUUUCCUAAUUGUCUCGCCCCCAGACUCCGUCCCAGCGGCGCACCUCUUGACAAUCCAAAAGCUUUUUUCAGAGCUCGGGAUUCCCCUCGCCCAAGACAAAACCGAGGGUCCUAGCACUUCCAUCGAAUUUUUGGGCAAACAAAAAUUCCUGGCCUCCCUACCCAAAGAAAAAAUUGACAGGACGAUUGUGAUAGCCUCCACUCUGUUAACCAACACUAGCUGUUCAAAACGCGAGCUGUUAUCCAUUCUAGGUCAUCUAAAUUUCGCGAUGCGCAUUAUCCCACAAGGCCACCCCUUCAUCUCCCACCUCCUUUCCCUCGCAUCUUCCGCCCACGCUCUAGAGGACCGCAUUUCCAUAACUGAUUCGUGCCGCAACGAGCUCAGUCUGUGGAUUUCCUUCCUCAAACAGUGGAACGGCUUAUCCUUCUUUUACAGCAACCUGGUUUCUUCCCCAAUCGAUAUCCAAUUAUAUACCGACGCCGCCCCCUCCGUCGGUUUCGGAGGUUUUCUCCGAGGCCGCUGGUUCGCUUCUACCUGGCCCCCCGAGCUGGCAGAUUUGCCACAACAGCUAUCAUCCUCAGCGCUAUUCGAGCUUUAUCCGAGCACUGCAUUCGUGCACCAAGCUAUCGUGCACUGCAUUAACAAAGGUCGUUCCCAUUCCCCCGCACUAAUGCCUUUGUUAAGAUGCUUGAUUUGGAUUUCGGCUUGUGACCAAUUUAUUAUAACCGCAAAACACAUUCCCGGGUCAAAGAACCAAAUAGCUGACUCUCUCUCUCGUUUUGCCUUUCAGAAAUUCAGAUCGCUGGCACCAGAGGUGGACCCGCUCCCGACCCCGGUUCCUCCUUAUUCAGAACUGAUAUUCCCGAAAACCACCCUCUGAGACCUCUCCUCGAAGCCUCCAUUAAUUCCAUUCUCCAAGCCGUCUCCCCUAGGACACUCCAAGCCUACCUUACAGCAUGGAAAUGUUUUAAAGUAUUCCACUCUGCCUAUAGUUUACCCUUCCCUGAUUUUCCCCUGCUGUCACCUCAUUUAUCUCCCAUCUCAACACCAACAA
Molecule: messenger RNA, 2757 nt
Organism: Labeo rohita (rohu)
Lineage: Eukaryota; Metazoa; Chordata; Actinopteri; Cypriniformes; Cyprinidae
Molecular function (GO): metal ion binding
Source: RefSeq, a predicted model, not a curated record